Molecule: messenger RNA, 1651 nt
Organism: Parathielavia appendiculata
Lineage: Eukaryota; Fungi; Ascomycota; Sordariomycetes; Sordariales; Chaetomiaceae
Product: ARF GTPase activator-like protein
Exons: 5
Coding region: 1-1464 (487 amino acids)
Biological process (GO): COPI coating of Golgi vesicle
Molecular function (GO): GTPase activator activity
Source: RefSeq, a predicted model, not a curated record
AUGAGCGGCCUCGCCUCCAAGCAGCAGUCGCUCAAAAUCUUUGAGAAGUUGAAGUCAAAGCCAGCCAACAAGGCGAGCAGCCCCGUUUGCUUCGACUGCGGUCAGAAGAACCCGACUUGGACCUCGGUACCCUUUGGAAUCUACCUGUGCCUCGACUGCUCCGCCAACCAUCGCAACCUCGGCGUCCACAUUUCCUUUGUCCGGUCUACCAACCUCGACCAAUGGCAAUGGGACCAGCUGCGCAUCAUGAAGGUGGGCGGAAAUGAGUCGGCCACCAAGUUCUUCCAGUCCAACGGCGGCUCUGCCGCGCUGAACAGCAAGGACCCCAAGACAAAGUACACGUCGGCCGCCGCGACCAAGUACAAGGAAGAGCUAAAGAAGAGAGCUGCCCGAGAUGCCAAGGAGUACCCGGAGGAAGUGGUCAUCACGGACGAAGCGGGCGCUGAGGGCGGAGAUACCCCUGCCGAGGAGGAAGACGAUUUCUUCUCGUCUUGGAGCAGGCCCGCUGUUAAGAAGCUGAGCCCGCCAAUUUCACGGACCGCCACGCCGCCGAUUGCCGGACGCACUCCGUCUCCCUUUCUCAACGCGCAGAACGGCAAAGACACUGCUCGCUCCACUUCGCCCCUCGCCAAGGCCGAAGAGGCCGAACCGAAGCCCGCGGCGAGCCGCAUCACCACCUCGGCCGCGCUACGAUCUAGCACGACCGGUCCGCGUAAGGCGAACAUCCUUGGCGCCAAGAAGGUGACGUCGAAGCUCGGCGCGAAGAAGCUCGGCGGCGACGUGGCCAUCGACUUUGACGAGGCCGAGAAAAAGGCCAAGGAGGAGGCCGAGCGCAUUGAGAAGCUCGGGUACGACCCCAACGCUGAGGAGGAAGCGCCUGCCAAGGCUGCGGCCGCCAAGCCCGAGUCUUGCGCCGCCCUCAUCUCUCCCACCCCGGUCAGCCCAGCCAGGGGUAGCUACGGUUCUUCAAAAACGCGCGAGAAGUCUGCGGCCGAGGUGGAGCGUCUCGGCAUGGGCGUGACCCGGCUGGGCUUUGGGCAGGUGGGCAGGCCGGCUGCGGCGCAGAAGAGCGCCGGCGGGUUCGGCUCGGUGGGGCCGAUCAAGGCGACUGCCGAGGACGACGAGGAGACGUACGCCCGCAAGAAGUUCGGCACGCAAAAGGCCAUUUCGUCCGACGAGUUCUUCGGCAAGGGUAUGUUCGAGGCUGGCGCCCAGGCUGAGGCCAAGUCGCGCCUGCACAACUUUGAUGGAGCCCAGGCCAUCUCGAGCAACGCCUACUUUGGCCGUCCCGAGAGGGAGGAGGGAGCCGGCGUAGAGGAUUAUGGUGAUUUGGAAAGCGCGGCUAAGGACAUGGUUAGGCGCUUUGGCAUUACGGCUGCGGAUGAUUUAGAAAAACUAACAGAAUUGCUUGGAGACGGUGCUGGGAGGCUGCAGGGCGCUAUUCGGGCAUAUCUGGGGAGUUGAGGGGUGACUUGUGAAGGGCGGGAGAACUGUUGGACGGCGGCGAGUGCUUGUAAUGAACAGUGCAGGCCGGUGUGCAUGUUGGUUAUGAGACUAUUCGAAACAUGAGAUCAGUAAGGUUAAAGGGGCCAGAGGUGGUGGUAGAAGAAACAGAUUAUAGGUGAGCCACUGCAACAUCGGUUUUUCCCUC